Molecule: messenger RNA, 1739 nt
Organism: Camelina sativa (false flax)
Lineage: Eukaryota; Viridiplantae; Streptophyta; Magnoliopsida; Brassicales; Brassicaceae
Product: protein JASON
Biological process (GO): male meiosis II
Source: RefSeq, a predicted model, not a curated record
AAAACGACGUUAUCUCUCUCUCUCUUCUCUCUCUCUCUCUCUCUCUCAAAUUGAGCGUGUUUCUCGGGGUUAAAUCGUCCGCCUGAUUGUUUUUUCUCAGUCAAAGAAAUCAAAUGAUAUGUUGAUGAAGCGAAACCUAAGUCCCUUGUGCAGAUCCGUGCUCAGAUUCAUCGAUUUAUCAGUUUGUAGAGCCAUGGCUUGUUUUCUCGAUUGCUUCCGCGCCAGAGACGAUCGCUCUACUAGUAAUCUCGUCUCUCACUCUUCGCUCGCCAAUCCCAGAAAAACUCAGGACUCGCAGAAUGAUUUGUCAGCUUUGUUUCUUUCUAAAGAGAAAGCAGCUUCUUCGCCUUGCCUUGACAAAGAAAAAUUUGAUUUGGAUUCUAUACAUAUUGACAAAGGCCUAAGGGAUGAGGCGCGGUUUCUUAAAGCUUGUGGUACUAUACCGGAGACACCUAUUGAAAUUAGGAAAGCAUCCCAAAAACUAAGUAGUCCUCAACAUGCUGGAUCUUCCCAUUUCCACUCAUGGAUUUCCAGUAGCUCUACGAUGGGGUCUCAUUUGGCUGAAUCCCCAACCCCCACGAAAGCUUGUGAAGAGAUGGGAAGACCAUCAUUUACUUCAGAGCAAGCACCUAGCAGUUGUGUGAUCGAUGUCCGGGACAGUGCAAGGAUCUCUUCUGCUUCUAGUGAUGGUACUGAAGUAGAAAGCAUUGGCACUGCGAUCAAGGGUGAGUUGAAUGGAAGUGGAAGGCCAACGCUCACAGUUGGAAAGACUAAGUCUGUCCGAUUUGAAUGCGAUCUUGAUCAGUCUCACUCCUCUAAUUCUUCCGAGAAUAGCAGUUCAAGAAAAUCCGAGAUGGGUGGCAAAUUUUGUUUUACAGCAAACUCACCUAAUCCAACCCCCUUGAGGCUAUCUGAUGAGAUGCAGACUCCUGGAACCAUAUAUCCUGCGAACAUGGAAUCAGCGGGAAGAGGGAGGCCUAGAAUCAGGUCUCAGUUUGUGCAUUCAGUUUCCAAUGUAAUGGAAAAUGCAUCCUUAUAUAAGGUCCUUAAUGAUGCUCAUGGGAGCCUAGAACAAGCGGAACCGCAGAUUUACAAAGAGAAAAUAGAGUAUGAAACACCCUCUUCAGCAACUUAUGGGGAAAAGGUGGAAGAAAGCUCAGAUGAAAAAUUAUCCAAGUUUGAGGCAAGUUUUUCUCCUUGGCUAAACCAGAUCAACGAAGACAACAACGAAAACAUUGCAGUUUCAAACGAUAGGACACCAGGACUUGCUGCCAUAACCCCAGGUGACAGGCCUAUCAUUGGAUUGGUACCUGCUCAGUGGAUCGAGAAUGAGCAAACUGAUAUUUCACCCAGAAUGUGGGAUGGAAAUGGAAUCCCAAACUCGACAACCAAAUACAAGGAGGAUCAGAAAGUGAGCUGGCAUGCUACACCAUUUGAGGUGAGGCUGGAGAAGGCACUUUCUGAGGAAGGUGGUCAGAGUUUAUUCCCUCAAAGGAAACUUGAAGUGAUGAUGGAGGAGGUUGAAGGGGACACAGACUUAUCGCAGCUGCAGCAUUCAGUGCAACCAAGCUCGGUAGUUUCCUUCUGAAAGUCUAUUUGGCUUUCGUACAGAACAGUAUAGCUUACAAAGUUACAUAUGGCUAUAAUGACUCAUGAGCAAAUGAAAUACUCUUGUUUCUGGCUUUUUUAAGGAGCUUUAAGGAUAUUAAAGAAUAUAAACAGUUGCGUUUAUUAUCCUC